Chrysochloris asiatica (Cape golden mole) is the source of this 2073-nucleotide messenger RNA. RefSeq names its product radial spoke head 6 homolog A (Chlamydomonas) (gene RSPH6A). Gene Ontology annotation, biological process: cilium assembly; axoneme assembly; cilium movement involved in cell motility. Bases 1 to 2073 code for a protein of 690 amino acids. Lineage: Eukaryota; Metazoa; Chordata; Mammalia; Afrosoricida; Chrysochloridae. The transcript has 6 exons. Gene Ontology annotation, cellular component: radial spoke; axoneme. The record is from RefSeq and is a predicted model, not a curated record.
AUGGGGGACCCACCACCGGACCCUGAGCACCCUUUCCAGCAGUCCAUGAGCCGGCAAGGUUCUCAGGACGCCGACUCGGAUUGGCGGACUGGUGAGGACCCUUGGGUGAACCAGCCCAACUUGACUGAGAUGUCUGAGGACUUCCAAGGCCCAGAAGCCCAGGUGGGCGGUUUGGAGUACCCGGUACAGACUGCCGACCCCACCCAGGGCUUCCAGGUCUAUCCUUACAUGGAAGAAAACCACGGCCAGAGCAUGGAGCGCAGGGCCAGCCGGCUGCUACCACAGACGGAUCAGAGCCAAGGCACCACCCUCCAGCAGAUGGACUUUGCCUAUCAGGAUCCCCGCUCUGACCUCUUAGGCCAAUUCACUUCCUACCAGAGAGAGGACCUACAGCUUGAGGAUAGCCAGCACGGGCCCUACAUAAGGGAUGACCCUGCCCUCCAGUACUCACCCUCCGAGCUGGGCUUCCCCUACGUUAUGGAGGUGCCAGAACCCGAGCCGCGGGAGCUAGCCGUGCAGAAUGCCAAGGCCUACCUGCUGCAGACCAGUGUCCGAUGCGACCUCAGCCUGUAUGAGCACCUGGUGAACCUGCUGACCAAGCUUUUGAACCAGCGCCCCGAGGACCCCCUGUCCAUCCUGGAGUCGCUGAACCGCACCACGCAAUGGGAGUGGUUCCACCCCAAGCUGGACAUGCUAAGAGAUGACCCUGAAAUGCAGCCCACCUACGAGAUGGCAGAAAAGCAGAAGGCACUGUUCAUCCGGAGCAGUGCUGGCGGGGAGGGCGAUCAGGAGAUAGAGGAGGAGGUGACGGAGACACCCGUGCCCAACAUCAUGGAGAAAGCCUUCUACUUCGAGCAGGCGGGCAUCGGCCUGGGCUCUGACGAGAGUUUCCGCAUCUUCCUCGCCCUGAAGCAGCUGGUGGAACAGCAACCCAUCCUCACCUGCCGCUUCUGGGGCAAGAUCCUGGGGCUCAAGCGUAGCUACCUGGUGGCCGAAGUGGAAUUCCGGGACGGUGAGGAGGAAAGCGAAGAGGAGCAGCUGUCGGAAAUGUUGGAUAGCGGUGAGGUCUUGGAGGCACAUGGGGAGGAGGAGGGAGAGGAGGACGAAGAGAAAGUGGCCGACCUGAUCCCCAAAUCCACGUGGAAGCCACCAGCUGUCAUUCCCAAGGAGGAGAGCCGCUCAGGAGCCAACAAAUACUUGUACUUCGUGUGCAAUGAGCCAGGCCGACCCUGGACACGACUGCCCCACGUCACCCCGACCCAAAUCGUGCACGCGCGCAAGGUCAAGAAGUUCUUCACCGGCUACUUGGACGCCCCGGUCAUCAGCUACCCUCCCUUUCCAGGCAACGAGGCCAAUUACUUGCGCGCGCAGAUCGCGCGCAUCUCGGCCUCCACGCACAUCAGUCCACUAGGCUUCUACCAGUUUGGGGAGGAGGAGGGCGAUGAGGAGGAGGAAGGUGGUGCGGGCCGUGACUCCUUUGAGGAGAACCCCGACUUCGAGGGCAUCCCAGUGCUCGAGCUGGUUGACUCCCUGGCCAACUGGGUGCAUCACACACAGCACAUCCUGCCGCAGGGCCGCUGCACCUGGGUGAACCCUUUGCAGAAGUUGGAGGAAGAGGAGGAGUUGGGGGAGGAGGAAGAGAAGGCGGAUGAGGGGCUGGAAGACGUGGAGCAGGAAGUUGGGCCCCCGCUCCUGACCCCACUCUCAGAAGAUGCAGAGAUCAUGCACCUUUCGCCCUGGACUGCCCGGCUCUCCUGCAGCUUGUCCCCCCAGUAUUCUGUGGCUAUCGUGCGCUCCAAUCUCUGGCCCGGGGCAUACGCCUACGCCAGUGGCAAGAAGUUUGAGAACAUUUACAUCGGCUGGGGUCAUAAGUACAGUCCUGAAAACUUCAACCCAGCCCUGCCAGCCCCCAUUCAGCAAGAGUAUUCCAGCGGCCCUGAUAUCAUAGAGAUGAAUGACCCCACUGUGGAGGAGGAGCAGGCCUUGAAGGCUGCUCAGGAGCAGGCCCUGGCCGCCGCAGAGGAGGAAGAAGAGGAGGACGUAGAAGAUGAGGAUGAGGACGUAGAAGACUGA